This is a messenger RNA of Pangasianodon hypophthalmus (striped catfish), 1147 nucleotides long. Its product is annotated as GTPase IMAP family member 4. The coding region runs from base 175 to 1113 and encodes 312 amino acids. NCBI's taxonomy places the organism in Eukaryota, Metazoa, Chordata, Actinopteri, Siluriformes, Pangasiidae. The transcript is spliced from 3 exons. Gene Ontology annotation, molecular function: GTP binding. The record is from RefSeq and is a predicted model, not a curated record.
GGAAAAUACUGCUGCUGUUAGAUUCACUGUCAUUCACACUGAUAUCGUGAUCAGCUGUAAGACUCACUACAGGUAAAGUUCAGGGGUUUAUUUUGGAGUUCUUUGUGUGAAUGAGUUUUAGAGUUUAGACUCUUAAAUUUUCUGAAAAUUCUGAUCAAAAAGGGACUGAAGGCUAUGGGAGAACCACGAGGAUCACUCAGUCACGACCAUUCUCAGUCCCCGUCCCUGUCCCCUCUCCAGACCAUAAGCCUGGUCCUGAUUGGUGAGAAAGAGGCGGGGAAGAGUGCAGCCGGAAAUGCCAUCCUGGGCACCGUGGCCUUUGAUCAGGUCGGGGUGAGGACCAGGAAAAGCGUGCGUGGAGAAGGUGUGGUGAGGGGAAGGCGUGUAGUGGUGGUGGACACACCAGGCUGGGACUGGUUUAACCUGAGCGGCUCCUCAGCUUCCCCCGUCGCUGUGAGGAAGGAGAUCGUCUCAGGUAUGACCCUGUGCCACCCAGGUGCUCACGCUCUGCUGCUGGUGGUUCCUCUGUCGUUCUCCUUCUCCGCAAGGGAGCGCCAUGUUGUGGAGGAACAUGUAGAUCUGUUCGGACCAGAAGCCUGGAGACACGCGCUGGUCCUGUUCACUGUGAUGGACACCAAGCGCCUCCGUGACUCCGCCCUGCAGGAUGAGGUGGAGUUGAAUAGCGAGCUGCAAAAGCUGGUGGAGAAGUGUGGCGGGCGGUACCACGCUCUCCAUGGGAGACCCAAGAGAGGAGAAGAUCAGGUCGCCGAUCUUUUGUCUAAAAUCCAAAAGAUGGCGUUUGCUGAUGGCGAAUCGAUGCUCCUCAGUGACCAAGUUCUCCAGUGGUAUAGGGAGAGAGAGGAGCAGGAGAAGAGAAGAGAAGAAGAAGAGAGGAGGAAGAGAGAAGAGAAGAUGCAAAGAGUCAAGCAGUCUCGCCGGAAGAAGGAGAUGGAGAAGAGGACGAGAGGAGAGAGAUUAAAAGACAAUGAAACAGAGGAGAACAGACAGCAGAAAAGAGACGUUAAGAAGGAAAUGAACGGUACAGAGCUUCAGGAGCCGUCAGUGACUGUGCGAGACAGGACUUAUUUCACUGAGGUCUGUAAGACACAGUAGAAGAAACAGGAGAAGACGGAAAUGUGCAAUCUAC